Messenger RNA from Pteropus alecto (black flying fox), 525 nucleotides. Its product is annotated as gamma-crystallin A. Lineage: Eukaryota; Metazoa; Chordata; Mammalia; Chiroptera; Pteropodidae. Gene Ontology annotation, molecular function: structural constituent of eye lens. The coding region runs from base 1 to 525 and encodes 174 amino acids. The transcript is spliced from 3 exons. The record is from RefSeq and is a predicted model, not a curated record. Gene Ontology annotation, biological process: visual perception; lens development in camera-type eye.
AUGGGAAAGAUCACCUUCUACGAGGACCGGGGCUUCCAGGGCCGCUGCUAUGAGUGCAGCAGCGACUGCCCCAACCUGCAGACCUACUUCAGCCGCUGCAACUCCAUCCGGGUGGACAGCGGCUGCUGGAUGCUGUACGAGCGCCCCAACUACCAGGGCCACCAGUACUUCCUGCGGCGCGGCGACUACCCCGACUACCAGCAGUGGAUGGGCUUCAGCGACUCCAUCCGCUCCUGCCGCGCAAUUCCUUACACCGGCUCUCACAGGAUAAGACUGUAUGAGAGAGACGAUUACCGAGGCCUUGUGUCCGAGCUCACUGAGGACUGCUCCUGCAUCCACGAUCGCUUCCGGCUCAAUGAGCUGUACUCCCUCCACGUGCUGGAGGGCUGCUGGGUCCUCUACGAGUUGCCCAACUACCGGGGGCGGCAGUACCUGUUGAGGCCAGGGGACUACAGGCGCUACCACGACUGGGGGGCCAUGGAUGCCAGAGUAGGCUCUCUGCGACGGGUCAUCGAUUUGUACUAA